Labrus mixtus (cuckoo wrasse) is the source of this 3774-nucleotide messenger RNA. Its product is annotated as fibronectin type III domain-containing protein 7-like. Gene Ontology annotation, molecular function: protein binding. NCBI's taxonomy places the organism in Eukaryota, Metazoa, Chordata, Actinopteri, Labriformes, Labridae. Bases 98 to 2569 code for a protein of 823 amino acids. The record is from RefSeq and is a predicted model, not a curated record. The transcript has 14 exons.
GUGUUUAAGAAAAGGUAAAACAAGAGUUGGAGGUUGUAGCAUUAUUGCAGAGUGAGAAACCCAGUAACAGAAGUGUUUAAAGAGAUAGACGAGGAGAAUGGGAGCUAUAAAGUGGCUGGUGCUUUUUGUCCUGCUGGGCAUAUUUUCAAAGGCUGCAUCCACAUCAGAUAUCAAGGUUACCGUGUUCUCAGCAACAUCCAAGACCGUUAUUCUCAGAUGGACCAGGUACACCGGAGCCAGCUCGUACAAGAUCAAUGUCGCCCCCAAAAGCUCACCUAACAGCGUCAUCGCCUUUGCAACAUUUGGUCCGAACACAGUGAUGGGCUCCAUCAACUCUCUGUCCCCGAAUGUGUUGUACACCUUCACAGUCGACGCUCUGGACAAUUCCCAAAACGCACUGAGCUCUGCUUCUUUGGACUCAUCAUCAGCUCCUGCGACGGCGGAUCCCAUUCAGACCGUGAAGCCAAAGGACAGCACGACCUUGAUGGCCGAGUUCAGCCUGAGGACCGGAGCAGUAUCAUACGUCAUACGAGUCCAGAACAACAAUGGCUUCCACAGAGAAGACGUAGUGUACUCGUCCCCCGCUGAGAUUCCUAACCUCACACCGUACACUGAGUACACGCUCAGCAUCAUGGCGGAGAACAGCGGAGGCCGCAGCCAGCCGUCUCUUACUGUGACUGCAAAGACAGUGUUGCCCCCUCCUCAGCUGUCCACUUCCUCUCCCAGCAAUGACAGCAUCUCUGUGUCCUUGUCCCCGGUCGCUCACGCUGUCCGGUACACCCUGUCCGUGUACAAGUUUGGCUCCAACAGCGCCGUGAAGCACAACACCUCCAGCACCAAUUUCACCAUCACUGGCCUGGACGCCGGCUCACUCUACAUCAUCCGAGGUUUCGCCUGGGACCUGGAGGGUCGACAGGGAGAGCCAAGUCUUUACGUCAACCAGACAACACGUCCUCCAGCACCUGCUUCUGUAAACGUCUCCAUGGUGAUGAGUAACGACGUGGCUGGACUCUCUGUGUCCUGGGAACUGGAUCAGGAUGUCUACGGGUCCAUCGAGUACCGAGCUACGAGUGACGGGAACCUGGAGUGUAACAGCACGUCCAGCUCCUGCAUCCUGUCAGCUGUGAGCUGCGGAGAGGUACACAGCAUCCAGGUGACCGCUUCCAACGAGGCUGGGCCCGGGUAUCCAACAAACCCCGUCCUGUUCAUCACCUACCCUUGCCCUCCAGAGUCUGUGGCUCUCUGGGAGUCGCCAGAAGGAAACUGCACGCUGACGUGGGACACUGUGGCUCACGCUGACGGCUAUCAGGCCUUCAUCAAGAGAGGGGACGGCGGCGAGGAGAUCUGCAACACCACCGCCAACAACAACAACUGCAGUUACGACUGUCUGUGUGGCUACACAUACCUGAUGUCUGUGUUCGCCUUCAACCAGGCGGGCAGCAGUCCUCAGGGAGAGAUUCUCAACCACACCACCUUGCCUUGUUGUCCAGAGGGCGUAUCUGUCUCCGCGGUGAGCACUGACACUCUGGAGAUCACGUGGACGGCCUCGCGGGGGGCGGAGCUGUACGAGACGCGGGCUGUGGACAGUUCAGAGGACAUCCGGUGUAACGACACGGCGCCCGUGUGUGCUCUCUCUGACCUCAGCUGCGACUCCUCCUACAGCGUGGUGGUGACACCCUGCAAUGACAUCAGCGGGUGCAACCGUGCAUGCAAAGCUCACACCAAGGACACAGCUCCCUGCAUGCCGACGAAUCUGAUGCUGAAUCCCCAAAACGCCUCCAGCGUCACCGUCAGCUGGACGUCGAACAACCGCGCAGCUACUUACACUGUGAGCGCCGUCGGAGCUGACGACGACAGACACUCCUGCAGCGCCGUCGGGAACAGCUGUGACAUCACCGGCCUGCCCUGUGGCUCCGCCUACGAAGUCAGCGUCAUAGCAACGAGCUCCACGGGCCAGAGUUUACCCAGCUACUCCGACUCUCUGGAGACAGAGCCGUGCUGCCCGCAGACUCUCACCGUGGAUCAGGUGACUCAGGCCAUUACCAACGUCUCCUGGUCUCACGCCAAAGGGGCGCACUCUUUCAUCACGUCUCUGACAUCGCCACGCGGCCACGCCCGCUGCCACACCCAGGACUCGCACUGCCUCAUGGGGUGCAUCACCUGUGGGACAAACUACACCGUCACCAUGGAGGCGUACAGUCACAGCGGGCGCAUGUCCAACUGCACCUAUCAGGGCUUCUCAUCCAGUGCAUGCUGUCCGUUAGGGGUCCGGCUCUACAGGAUGGCCGGUAACUCCCUGCGGGUGCACUGGCGCAACGCUGGAAGCGGCCACAGCUACGUCACAGACAUGACGGGCACGAGCAACAACUACACCUGCACGGCGUCUCCCGGGGAGAACAGCUGUGACAUCAGCAACAUCCAGUGUGGAGACGUGUAUAAUGUAGUGGUGGCUCCGCUCACAGCAGAGGGCGGCAAAGUCCUGUUCUGCCCCCAGAGACUCUACUCAGUCACCUGCGCAGGGAACAACAUUAACACAGUGAUUUACAGAGGGAAGAGAAGUGUGGACUGAUGCAAUCUUCUUCUCCAGUGAGCCCUCAAACUCCGCCCCCUUGUUGUUGACCUCCUCCUGCUCCUGCAUCAUCACAAAGCCAUCGGAUACGACUGAACCUAAGCUGAAUAAAAGAAGAACUGUUCAAAAGAUAUGCCAUUUGAAAAGGACACUUGACGCUGAUUGUAUGAUGAACAAUGAGAAAUAUUUGUUUUAAACUGGCCUCUGGAAAAAAAAAAAGUCAUGAAUUAUGGCCAAGCUCCAACAUCACUAUGCCCUCAACUAUUACGAUAAAGCAUUUAAAUAAGACAAAAACAAGGACAUGAAAAAAAGAAUAUAUUCAUGUGUUGCCUAAAAUGUGUAUCCUGAGACAAAAAUCUUCUUAUGAAUUUGAUAAACAUAAACAAUGUUUUGCUAAAAUGACAUCACUUAAAUUAAGGAUAAAAUAUUCACCAUUAACUACUUCAUAUUAGCAGCAUACUGGCUGCUUAUCAGUCAUUAUUAAGCGCUUAUUAGUACCUUAUUAUCUAACCAUAAUUUAUAGCUAACAGGCCAUUAAUUAAGUGUUUGCCCUCUAUAACCUCCUAAUUAAUAGUUUGGAGGUUGCUGAACAUGAAUUAUAAUUAAUAAACGGUAAUUAGGAGGGUACUGAGGGUAAAAUCUUAGUUAACAGCCUAUUAUCUGUAGAUUAUAGUCACAUAGCGUAAGGUACUUAUAAAGGCUUAAUUAUGACUAAUAAGCAGUUAUUAUGCUAGUAAUUAGCAUGCUAAUAUGCGCUACUUAAUGGUGAAUAUUGUGACCUCAAUUCAAAGUGUUACAGAGAAAAUAUUUGAUCCACAAACAACAAGGCAACAUUCAUUUCCUCUGUAAGCAAUCUGUGAAAGUCCAAUGAACAUGAAUUGAUGAAUAGAUCUAAACAUUGACAAAAAACCUAAAAGUGAAACAGUAACAUUGCCCUCCAGAUACAUUUAUAAAGAUGUAAAGAACAUAUUGGCCUGACUCUUAGGAGUUAUUAUUUGAUGAAUUGACCAAAUUAAAACUAAUCUUGUAGUUUUUGCCCUAACUAGGAAUCCUCCUGAUGAUAAGUAUCAGCUGUGUUUCUCCUCAGGUGUCACCCUGUGGUGAACAGCUGAUACUUUCUUAAGGAUGUUUUUAACUGGAAUAUGUCUCCCUGUGGUUUAAUGAACCUGAUGCAUAUUUCAAUUAAUAAAAAAUUCCCAACAUCA